Molecule: messenger RNA, 2811 nt
Organism: Bipolaris sorokiniana ND90Pr
Lineage: Eukaryota; Fungi; Ascomycota; Dothideomycetes; Pleosporales; Pleosporaceae
Exons: 4
Coding region: 1-2811 (936 amino acids)
Molecular function (GO): mRNA binding
Source: RefSeq, a predicted model, not a curated record
AUGAUUCGCUCGAGGCCCGGUACUUGGUGCGCCAAACAGCCGGGCGUGGUGGGCAUGGUGGGCAUGGUGGGCAUGGUCGCCAGCCCGGCCACGGCUGGGGCAGGCACCAGGAGCCACAACCACAAAGGCGGGCUGCGGCACUGCACUAAUGCUCACUCGCCGCCAUUGCCAUGGUCUCAGUCCUUUUCUUUUGCCUUCCUGCCCGCUGUCCGGACUGGGAGGAGGGCCGGCCAGUCAGCCUGUGAGCGCCCACUUGGCCGCCGUGUGGAGCCUGCACCCAAAUCCGCGACAUGCCGCACACAGAGUCUACGCACCAGAGGCAGGAUACACACACGGCUCGACGAUACGCUCGACUCGUCCGCUGUGUGCUCAGCACUGUGGCUCUCCCUUUCCCCCCUCCAUCUCCCCAAGCAUGGUCCGCUCCCAACGCGCGCCGCCUCCGCUGGCUUGUCACCAAGCAGAAGCCAGUCGCACCCCCAACCGUUGUCUCUGCCUGCCUGCCCUGCCCUGCCUUGCUCUGUUCCCCUACUUGCCUCUCCACCACUACUACCACCACCCCACCACCACCACAAUCACGUCCUCCUUCUCCAACAUCAGCAUCCCCCCCUCACUGCCACCACCACCACUCCUUUUCCACUCCUGCAAGGCUGCAAUCCCUACCCUGCCAGCUCUGCUGCUGCGACAGCGACUAGCACCACGGCGAUCGAGAAAAACAAGAGCAGGUGCAAGACAGCUGCGACUAGUUGGGCACCACCAUUACUACCAUCAUCCUCCCCUCUACGGCUGCAGUGUGCCUGCCGCUUCGACAGCGCGGAUCGCCCAGGCUCGCCGUCGCUCCCAGCUCGAGUCCGCGUCUGCGCCCAAAAAGCCCCUCUGCCUACCACCAUCGCUGGCCUGAGUCGACGCCUGUUUUCUGCCCACCCUCCGCACACCACCGUCACCUCGCUCUCUCGCAUAUCCCCUUCGUUUCCAACUGCGCAUACGACCCCUCCCUUUGUCUCUGGCGCAUGCUCAUCCCGUCACCCGCUGCCUGCCAGCGCUGCUCUUGGCUGCCCGUCGCACCCUUCUGGCCGCGUCCUUUGUCUCUGCGACACCCAUCCCGACAGCGUCACCACACACGACACCAUGGCCACCAGACCUAGCCCCAGCAGCACAAGUCCUUCGGUCCUGUCCAACAGCCCCUUCCCCCACGGCUCCCACACCAGCUCCACAUCGUCGUCGCCGCCAAAGCUCUUUGCCUCGCACAACACCAUGACUGCCGACGCCUUUGCACCACACGCCUAUCCUACCCCCGGCGCAAUCGGAGAGCGCAGGCCCCUGGACAAAGGUUCCGUUGUCAGCCCUCGCCACAGCAUUCUUUUGCGCAAGCUGCCCAGCAAUAGCGACCGUGAGGCAGUGCGCAACAUUCUCCUCUUUGCCAAAGACCUCAUUGACUGCGAGGUCCUCUCACAGCCCCGGCACGCAGACGACAAGGGUUUUGCCUGCGCCGUCGCCCAUUUCCAGACGUACGAGGGCGCAAAGGAAGCCCGCGAUCUACUACACGGCAAGCGCAAUGCCACCAACGAUGCCACACUGGUCGUCGAGUUGAUGCACGAGGCACCUUCCGGCACCGUCGGGUCACGCCGCAACACCCUCGACAGCAUACCCGCGCGCCAGGCCUCUGUGGUAAGCUCAAUGUCCACCUCGACUGCCAAUGGCCGACAGUCAUCGCGAUACAACGGCACCUUCCAAAACAUGGAGAAGAUGUCCCCACCCAACGGGACCCCAGGUCUUGGCAACGGAGAAUUCCCGGUCAACAACCUCUUCUCGCCGACAUCUCCCGUCAACACGUCUUUUGCGAGCCGCAAUUUGGGCAAGUCAGUCAUCAAUGACGAGGCGGACGAUGAUGAUGGGCUGCUGAACGAGUCGAUUGGAUAUGCCACUGGUGGCCCCCAGGCUCAGUCAAGCAUGCAGCGCCGCGCCACAAACCCAAACUCUUCCACCAUUCCCGUCCAGCGCUUUGGAAGUCUUUCUCUCAACACCAACGGCGCUACUGGAGUCAAAUCGCCGCCCAUGUCAAACUAUGCAUCGCCUCGUUCCGGUUCCAACAUGCAAUCACCAGUUCCCACCAUGUCUACCAUGUCUGCCAUGUCUCCGCAUAGCAUUCCAUCUGCUUUGAGUAGUGGACCGAGCACUGGCUACCAGCAGUAUUCUCAGCAUUUUGCCAGGCCCACGUAUCCCCCCGUGAAUCCCGCCGACCAGAACCCACCGUGCAACACUCUUUAUGUGGGCAAUCUCCCAAUGGAUACCUCCGAGGACGAGCUCAAAGCCGUCUUUUCAAAGCAGCGCGGAUACAAGCGCCUCUGUUUCCGGACCAAGCAAAACGGCCCCAUGUGCUUUGUCGAAUUUGAAGACACGUCUUUUGCUACCAAGGCUCUCAACGAACUUUAUGGAUACAUGCUCCACAACAGUGUCAAGGGCGGUAUCCGCCUGAGCUUUUCCAAGAAUCCCUUGGGUGUGCGCAGCGGCCAGAACUCUGGCCUGGGUCCACAGUCUGCCAUCACCCCAACUACCCCUCUUUCAGCUUUUGGUAACGGCGUCGCUGCCCCUCCUGGUUUCUCAACCGCUACUGGCCCACCACCGGGCUUGUCAGCACCUCCCGGCCUAUCCGCGGCAGGCCACGCCAAUGGUAGCUCUGCCUUUGGCAUGUACGCCAAUGGGGGAUUCGGGAUGGGUCCCAACGACAUGGCUGCCUCUAUGCGUCAACCACUAGCGUCCAGCGGCACCGGCAACGGCUUUGGAGGCUACUCCUCAUUCAUGAUGGGGCGCUAG